Mya arenaria is the source of this 5469-nucleotide messenger RNA. RefSeq names its product low-density lipoprotein receptor-related protein 4-like. The record is from RefSeq and is a predicted model, not a curated record. Lineage: Eukaryota; Metazoa; Mollusca; Bivalvia; Myida; Myidae. Bases 121 to 4017 code for a protein of 1298 amino acids. The transcript has 23 exons.
CCAGUAUCAGAGUGCAGUAGCUAGUGGGCUCUUUUUGAGAAGCGUAAACUUUUAAUAACGGAGUUUUAUGAGCUUUAAGGAAAAUUAUUGAACUCGUUAUAUUUUGGUUUCAAACCAUACAUGAUGAGCAUUUUGAAGUUCGUCGUGGUUUUGUUCAUCCUAAGCGUAUCUACUCAUACUGGAGCAAGUGUUUUCCAAGAGGGAAGUAUAUUAUGGACUGACAACAAUGACACCAUCUACUACACAAAUCAGACACAAUAUUGGGUCUCAGAUUCUGAUAUAUCAUUAAAAUAUGGCAUAUUACAAUGGGAUAAGUUGGCCAACGGGUAUGGUCUAGCAGUAGAUACUCAUGCUAAACAAGUGGUUGUAAGUGAUCCAGGCAACAAGUUUCUGGGGAUAUUUGACCCCAAUAGUAAUUUUGGAACAGUCUUCUACGUUGGAACAUCAAAAGGAGUAGGCCAAGUGACGAUAGACUGGCGUGCGCGUAACGUAUACUGGGCAGACGGCGGAUACGGCUGGAUAGCUAUGAAGCCGCUCCCUAAAAACAUUUCUAGACACAACGGACUCGAUACCAGGAUGAAAGUUGUCGUUGACCAACAGCUCGACACUCCGACAGGGAUUGUUGUCCACCCACAUGCCUACUAUCUGUUUUGGGCCGACGCCGGUAAGCGGCCAAAAAUUGAGAGGUCAGAUUUGACCGGAAAUAAAAGGAGAGUAAUUAUUUGGCAGAGCCUUAUAACCCCACGGGCACUUGCCAUCCACCAGCAUGAUAAUGGUGACAAACUCUUCUGGACGGAUGAGGACAGGGGGACCAUCGAGUUUUGUAACCUUGACGGCACUGGGAGGAAUAUAUUAAUUUCGGUUAAUUCACUUCGCUUCUUUGGUCUAGAUAUUUUCAAGGGGUUUGUCUUCUAUACAGCCUACACAAAAGAUCCAAGUUUAAACUUUACUGGAUACAUCCAGAUAGAAAACACGGACAAACAGUCUUUCAGGAAAUACGACAAACGAUGGUUCCACUUGUCGGUGUAUGACAAAGCAUCCCAGCCCCGUGAUGAAUCGGGUGGAAGUUGCGAAAGCUCAUUUAUUAAUUGUAGCCAAAUUUGUACACACGAAGAUGAUGUUGGACACCAUGCAUGUCUAUGUUUAGAUGGAUACCAGCUUGACAAUAUCCGGGGAAAACUAUGUUCAGACAGGGGAUAUAACGUCGAGAGGCACAUGCUGUUUACUAACUCUCACUCUAUUUGCGCUAUCGCCAUCAACGCUUUCAACGUUCACAACACAUCUUCCUCUUACAACUGCAGUGUUGUCAAGGAUUCGCACGGAAAUAUUACCAGAUUUUCUCUUGAUAUGACGGGAAGAAAAAUAUUCUUCUCGAACGGUACACAUAUUUUCGAGCAAACCCCAUUCCACAAUGAUUUUCGCAUCGUUCACUCGACUGACGAAUCAAGAACGGUAACAGAUAUGGACUUUGACUGGAUAUCACACCGCUUGUAUUGGAUUGAAAGUAGUUCCGGCACAUUACAUUCGAUACUGCCUUACGAAAGUAGCGCGGCCGUUACAUUGAAGACCCUUUCAAGUGAUCGGAUAAUUACAAAUCUAGCUGUUGACCCUCAUAAAAGGAACAUUUAUUUCGUUACGAGAGGGACUACUGGGCAAUACUCAUUAAACUUAUACGAUGUAGCAAAUGAGGUCGUCAGUCAAGUUAAAGCUAGCAAUUUACAAAUGCCAACUGAUCUUGAAUACGACCGGCUGCAAGAAAGAUUAGUUUGGAACGAUAAUGGCGGUUUUAUUGGAUUUCUGACACUGGGUGAUAAACAAAAGAUCUCAUUUAAGGAAUCGGCUGGAAACAAAAGAAGGCAUGCGGUUACUACUUACAAGAAGUUUGUAAUUUCUUCCACCGAAGAAGAGGACCGCCAUAUCGACGUGUUAUAUGAAGGCGACAACUCAAUUAUCUACUUGUCAUUUAAAAAGAGUUAUCACCCUUUCGUCCAUGAUAUGCAUGUGUAUGAUACCACUUUACAACCUUCUGAGACAGGUCCGUGUGAUGUUAAUAAUGGUGGAUGCGAACACUUCUGCCUUCCCCAUUCAACCAAAGAGUGUGCUUGCAAGCUGGGAUACACGUUGUCUUACGGAAAAAAAUGCAUAACAAGCACAUUGAAAUCAGAUUUUUUUAUAAUACUUGACCAAGUUCAUGGCAGACUCUACCAGGCAAAUAAUGACGCAACCCACCUUUCUGACGUUGUCGCUCUUGAGAUCAACGAGAACAAUACUCCGGCAGCCCUUGCGUUUGACAGCAACACCAAUACAAUAGCAUGGGUGGACAAUUCUGAUGUUUCAAAGACGGUGAGGACAAUGACUAUUGGUGACACGGAGGAAAGGAAUUUGGAUGUUCUUGUCGAAAAUGACGGGUACUUAGCCAUUGAUUCUUCAACGGGGAACGUGUACGUGUUGACGGGAAACAUAAUAUCCGUAGUGAACAAGCAUGGGAAAACACACAACCUUAUUGACAAGUCAGCAGACAGCUCCAUCAAAAUGAAGUCUAUUGCUCUUCUUUCGUCAAAAGGAAAAAUGGCGUGGAUUGAGGAACACUAUUCGUACAAUGUAAAAUCAUGGGAGGUUUACAGAGCAAGCAUGGACGGUACAAAACGUCGAGUAGUCAUUCGUUCUACUGGAAAAAUAACAGACAUUGUCUUUGAUACAGAGACAGGUGAGUGGUUAUACUGGUGUGAAAACACUGGGGAUAAGGUUGGCAGGGCUCAUCUGGAAGACGGUACACAAGAAACGGUUUACCAGGCAAGAGGUCUCCACCCUAUCGCGUUGGAUGUGGCGGGAGAGUUUGUGUAUGUCGUACCACGAGCUGGAAGAAAGAUCUUCCGAAUGACAUCGGCCUACGAUAGUGGUCAACAAGUUGUGUUCGAGAAUCCUUUGCUUGGGUCUCUCAAUAACUUCUUCGUUUCGCAUUCGGAUACAGUACCACCUCAUUCCAGCUGCGCCGAUUGCAAUGGCGGUUGCAGCGAUAUAUGUCUGCCUGACGGUCCGAAUGGACGCACGUGCGCGUGUGACGACAGCGAUGAGCAAACGGAUGACACAAAUUGUAAAAGGACCUCUCGCUGUCCUGUCAUUGAGGAGGAGUCUAUAUCCGCUCUGGUGGAUUGUUGCCCCCAACAACCAGACGCUCUAUGCUUAGUCACGUGUGCAAACGGGUACAUGCCUGCGUCUCCCUUCAAACUCAAAUGUCUGCCUACAGGAUGGAACGCGUCAUUAGGUGCUAUAUGUACAGCUACACCUCCAACGGAGCUACCAAUCAUUGCCAUGGCAGCGGGCGGUGGCGGAGCGGUGACAGUAAUUGUCAGUAUAAUUGUCGUCGUGUGCAUCUGCCGCAGGAAAGGCAAAAGAGAAGACUCUCUCUACGCGCCUAUUACCAGCCUUGGCACUGUCAGUAAUGAUGAGCUGAUGGCUAGUGACCGUCAUGGUUGCAGCACAGCGGCGGAAAUUGUUGGUCCGACAAGCACGGCAAAAUCUCCCAGACGACUCACCAAAGACGAGCAAGCAGAUGGCGGUGAGUACAAUAAUCUUGGCGAGGCUGCAAUGGCGGUUAUGUCAGUUGAACUUCCGAAGAAACGUACUAAGGGAGAGAGUCGACUCACACACAGUUAUCAGCCUUUUCUUCCAUCCACGGACCUUACGUAUAUGAACGUUACGCCCGAGGAUGGCUUUACGAGGCCUGAUUAUCCUUAUCCAUCAAGUGGGUAUCCUUAUAAUGGGCCGAAUGAUCGAGCAGACGAUGAUGACGAUUAUCUUACGCCAUGCAAUGGUUCGAGAGCUGGUGCUGAAAAAUCAGAUCGAUUAAGGGAUGAAUAUGUUACUGGCUGGCAGGAGGCUGGUGAAGAUUCAAUAAGAAUGUAUCAAAAUGAGACAGUGUUUUUUGAUCGCAAUAAUGGCCUACACACGCGCGUGUCUUCAAGAGAUGAAGCACCCCCUGCACAUGCGCGUGGAUUCCAUACCAGCAGAGAGUAGAUGGUCAAGAUGGUCUAAUCGACCGUUUAUUAUGUCCUUUAGUAGUUAAACUUCUGCUUAUUUCACCAGAAUGGUUUCGCGCUCAAUGAAACGUACGCAUUCAUAAACAUGCUUUCUGAAACGUUGAAUUUUAUGAAUAUCUCCCGCUCCUCUCAUGCCAAUCAACAAUAUACUUAUUUAUAUACCAGGAAGCUCUGAAAUGCGGAUGCUGCAUUGUUGAAAAUUUAUUUGAUCGUACUAACGUCAAAAAGGAAGUAUCCGCAAACUUGUACGUUUGGUUCGAUAUAAAUCUACAUUAUGUCCGAUCAUCCGUCGAAAACAUAAUGGAUUUUUUUUCGAAAUACCAUUCGUCACUGUUACGCGUACAACGCCAAGAGUCAUCGUCAAUAACGAACCGUCAGCUGCAUACAAAAGAAGCGAACGACAGUCGUUUAUUUUUAGACAUAUGAGUUCAUCUAAUCUGACCGGAUUUCUCGAAUGGUCUUAAUUGUAACAAUCUUAAGUAGCUUAUUUUAUUACGCCAAAAUUCUUAAUUAAAUGGGUUUAUCAUGAUAAUUAUAAAGAUAAUUUCCUAAAGUGGAAAAUCGUAAGAAUGUAAAUAUAACAAAACUUUUACCAAAACAAAAUAAGUGAACUUUAGCUGAUAUUGUUAUAAGGGAAUUAAGAUGUUUCGAAAAAUUGUUGAACUAUCUUGAUGAAAGGAUUGGUUUUAUAUCUGACAUAUACAGCAUUAUUGAAAAGAACAACAUUUUUGUCAAUUAUAUUAAUUCUUCAGUGCAGCAUUCUUUCUAAUCAUUGUAGCAAAACAAAGUGAGAACUUCAAAACACUUAUAUACUCUUGAACGCUCUGGAGUACCAAGAAACCUUUAAUUCCAUACAUAUUAAUUUAGUUUCAUAUAUUUCAUGAACCUUCUGUAGACUUUACAUAUUUUACAUUGUAGAUCAGCUGUAAGAGAGUUAUAAAUAUUGUUUACAAGACAUAUAUAAUAUCUGCCCAUGUUGUUGACUGUGUAUUUAUUAUACAUCUUUGCAUUGUAUAUUUGCAUUGUAUAUCAUACUGUAAAAUUGUUGAUAAUGAUAGAAAUGAUUGUGAAGAAGAAUGUAUUUUAAUCUUGGAAAAGAUGUGGUCCAAAUAUAGUUGUAUAAAUAUAAAUUACAAUUAUGACAUUGUAUUUUAAUUCAAACUUUGCAUGUGUAAACUCGUCAAUGGUGAUUUACUUCCGCCAGAUAAAGAUUCCUUUAAACAGUAUUCCUUCCUUUUCUUUACAUUAAACAGAUACAUUACUAUAUAUAAUUUUCAUUGUAUAAUUUAACCAACAAUUAUGGUCUACUAGAUUUACUUAAAACAUAUCGUCUUCCAUUAACAUGUUGUACCAAUUCGUGAUUAAUGUUACUUGUUCACCAUUGCGACUUCAAAUACAUAAGAUCUUAUAGUUUUAGGUUUUCUAUUGG